AUGCCCUCCCAGCCAGCUUUACCACCGCUCCUCGCGCCCUAUCUCUCCCCUGUCCCUCAAUCAUCACUGACCCUGGUUUCUUCCAUCCUUGGCGCAACAAGCAACUGGCUAGUCCUCAGAUUUCUUCAUGCGGCACUAAGCACCUCAUCAAGUCAGAAUGCCGCAUCUGAGCCAGAGGGGGUUCAGAAUGGCGCGAAGCGGAAAGUAGUCUUUGUGAGCUUCAUGCGGAGUUUUGAAUUUUGGAAGUCAGAGGCGAAGCGAUUGGGUCUGGACCUUGUACGCUUGGCAGACAAGCAGCAAUUCGCCUUCAUUGAUGGCCUCUCAGGGCUAUUUUAUACACCACCAAUCUCUCGCACCACUUCUUCUGCUGCCUCCGCCGCUGGCCGGGGAACAGAGCUGGGCGUGGCCAAGAAGCUCCAUUUUUCCGGCCGCGGCACUGCAGCCCUCGAUGCGCUGGAAAGCGACAUCAUCUCUGUGAUGCAGCAGCUUAAGACUUCCGCAGAAGACGGCGAUGAAUUGCUUCUCAUCGUCGAUCAGCCGGACUUACUACUCGCCACCACGGGGCCGAGUCUGGGAAUCGGAGCGACCGAGAUGGCGGAGUGGGUGACGGGGUUACAGCAGCAUGCACACGCUACGAUCUUGACUAUAGCAGCGGACUCGCCGCUGAUACAUAAUGUUUCCGUAUCGAGGGCUGGAGGCCACAUGCCUGCUCCGAUUGAGACGGAGCAUGCGGGGUUUGCGAUUGGGCUGGCGCAUCGGGCACGCUCCGUUAUGCAACUGCGUACUCUGGAGACUGGGGUUGCGAGGGAUGUUAGUGGGGUGCUGAGGAUAAGUGCAGGCGGCGGAUGGACUGCGGGCAAGGAUGAUAGCCCGGAGAAGGAGGUGUUGUAUUACAUCCAGCGGGAUGGUGGCGUCCGGGUGUUUGGCCGGGGCGAAUCUUAG
Messenger RNA from Penicillium lagena, 942 nucleotides. RefSeq lists its product as uncharacterized. Lineage: Eukaryota; Fungi; Ascomycota; Eurotiomycetes; Eurotiales; Aspergillaceae. The record is from RefSeq and is a predicted model, not a curated record. The transcript has 3 exons. Gene Ontology annotation, cellular component: elongator holoenzyme complex. Bases 1 to 942 code for a protein of 313 amino acids. Gene Ontology annotation, biological process: tRNA wobble uridine modification.